CGCCGUCUCAAUCCGCCUCCGCCUCCCUGCCCUACUUCCGCCCCUGUGGGAAACCCCGGAGCGGAUAUAGUGCCCUCUAUUUCCGGUUUGGCCCCUUUUCGGCCGUCGCUGCCUCCACGCGAACAUGCCUCUGGCAAAAGAUCUCUUGCAUCCCUCCCCUGAGGAGGAGAAGAGGAAGCAUAAGAAAAAACGCUUGGUUCAGAGUCCUAACUCUUACUUCAUGGAUGUGAAAUGUCCAGGUUGCUACAAAAUCACCACUGUGUUCAGUCACGCUCAGACGGUGGUUCUUUGUGUCGGCUGCUCGACUGUCCUGUGCCAGCCCACUGGAGGAAAGGCCAGGUUGACAGAAGGAUGCUCCUUCAGGCGAAAGCAGCAUUAAAUUAAGCAGCUGGGUGUCCCAGAUGGGUGGGGCUAUGCGCACAGUCGCCGGCUCAAGUGCUCGAAGGCUGAAGAGUGCCGAUCAGGGGAUGCGAGCGACACGGGCUGUGACUGGGUGACUCUUGAGCUUCGGCAGCUCACGACGGAACACGAGGAGGAGGAGGAAACGCGCACUGUCCUUGUAGCCUCACCCAUUUGACUCAAUAAAUUUUGGAUAAAAAUA
This is a messenger RNA of Sphaerodactylus townsendi, 601 nucleotides long. RefSeq names its product ribosomal protein S27 (gene RPS27). The transcript has 4 exons. The record is from RefSeq and is a predicted model, not a curated record. Gene Ontology annotation, cellular component: cytosolic small ribosomal subunit; ribosome. Gene Ontology annotation, molecular function: structural constituent of ribosome; RNA binding. Lineage: Eukaryota; Metazoa; Chordata; Lepidosauria; Squamata; Sphaerodactylidae. Bases 125 to 379 code for a protein of 84 amino acids. Gene Ontology annotation, biological process: ribosomal small subunit assembly; translation.